CGCGGCGGGGCGGGGCGGGCCCUGCGGCCGGACGUCGAGCCCGGGAGCGCCCCCUCCUCGGAGCUGCGCAGCUCUGCGCGAGGGAGGGAAGGCGGGACCGCGGGGCGGCCGGCCGCGGGAGGGACGGAGCCCAACCUCCGGUGUCCAGGCCCGGCCGGCCUUCGGCCUGAACCGCGGACGCCAUGGCGUCCGUGCAAGCGUCGCGGCGCCAGUGGUGCUACCUGUGCGACCUGCCCAAGAUGCCGUGGGCCAUGGUGUGGGACUUCAGCGAGGCCGUGUGCCGGGGGUGCGUGAACUUCGAGGGCGCCGACCGCAUCGAGCUGCUCAUCGAGGCGGCCAGACAGCUCAAGCGCAGCCACUCUCUGCCCGAGGGCCGUUCCCCUGGGCCCCCAGCGCUCAAGCCCCCCUCCAGCACCGGCAAGGAGGCCGUGGGGACCCAGCCCCCGGAUCGCUACGACCGGGCGUCGUCGUCCUCGUCGUCCUCGUCUUCGUCUUCCAUCGCCACGGCUGCAGCCUCCUCCGGGCAGACCUCCCGAAUGCCCCUGGCCCCUGCCACCCUGGACUUCGGGAUAGGGGCCCGGCUGGCCAAUGGGGAAGCAGAUGGGGCCCGGAGGGCUCUGCUGGGGGCCAUGCCUGGCUUGGUCUCGCCUGGGCUGCUAGCAGCUGCCGUCUCCGGGCUGGGUGGCCGGGGGAUGGCACUGGGGGCCCGCCCAAGCUUUGGGGCCGAUUUUGAGAAGGAGAAGGCCGUGGCUGGGGUUGGUGCGGGGGGCGUUGUGGGCAGCCAGCCUCCGAGGGCAGCAGACUGCCUGGCAGAGCUGAAUGAGGCCAUGCGUGGCCGAGCCGAGGAAUGGCAUGGGCGGCCCAAGGCUGUUCGGGACCAGCUGCUGGCGCUUUCAGCCUGUGCCCCCUUCAAUGUCCGAUUCAAGAAGGACCAUGGGCUGGUGGGGCGAGUGUUUGCCUUUGAUGCUACUGCCCGCCCCCCAGGCUAUGAGUUUGAGCUAAAGCUCUUUACUGAAUACCCUUGUGGCUCUGGGAAUGUCUAUGCCGGCGUCCUGGCAGUGGCCCGCCAGAUGUUCCACGAUGCCCUCCGGGAGCCAGGCAAAGCUCUGGCCUCAUCGGGCUUCAAGUACCUAGAGUAUGAGAAACGGCACGGCUCUGGAGAGUGGCGACAGUUGGCCGAGCUCCUCACCGACGGGGUGCGCACCUUCCGGGAGCCCGCUCCUGCUGAGGCCCUGCCUCUGCAGUCCCCCGAUGGUGCCUCUGCUCGCCCGGCAAGGACCCCCGGCCCGGUCCCCAGGAGGCGCAAAGCCUCACCUGAGCCGGAGGGGGAGGCAGCUGGGAAGCUGACCAGUGAAGAGCAUCAGCAGCAGCAGCAGCAGCAACAGCAGCAGCAGCAGCAGCAGCGCCAUUGGGGAGCAGCCCCGUAUGCGGGUGAGCCCACGGUAGCAGCAGCUGGGGCUCCUUCUCCCAUUGCAGCCCUGAAGACAGUGGCUGAAGGGCUGGGUCAGUCACCCAAGGAGGGAGGUGGUGGAGGUCCUGGGAGGGCUGGAGGAGCCAGCCCAGCAGGCUCAUCCCCAGCUGCUCCUCAGAGGCUAGUAGCCCGUAAUGGAGAGGCAGAGGGGGAAUCUGGGAGUGGUGGAGUGGCCGGGGCAGGUGGUGGGACCAGUGGGGCUGGGGCUCCCCUGUGUUGCACUCUGUGCCGGGAAAGGCUGGAGGACACCCACUUUGUCCAGUGCCCUUCAGUGCCCGGCCACAAAUUUUGCUUCCCCUGUUCGAGGGAGUUUAUCAAGACCAUGGGCCCUGCUGGUGAGGUCUACUGCCCCAGUGGGGACAAGUGCCCACUAGUGGGGUCCAGUGUGCCCUGGGCCUUCAUGCAGGGUGAGAUUGCCACCAUCCUGGCAGGUGACAUCAAAGUGAAGAAGGAGCGGGAUCCUUAAACUUGGCCCUCCCUCCUUCCCACAUCCCUUCCUAGGCCCCAGGUUUCUGGGAUCCUGGACCCUGCAGCUAAAUUAUUCCUUCUGAGCAGCCCUUGCCCCCACACCCUUCCCUUACCCACGGACUGAGCUUUCCUAGAGCUAAUUCUGGGGGGAAACAGCCUUGAGGACACCCCCAGAGCUCUUAGCUGAGCCCUGCCAAACUCCUGGUUCCCAGGCCCCAGGCUGUGCUUUCCCAGAACAGCCACCCCAGAUUUGGGGGGGAAGAUGGGGCCAGAGCAUCCCCAAAAUCCAGAGCAGGAGACCCAGGUGUCUGGGUACUUGCCUUUGGACAAAACUCUCUGGAACUUCUUCCCCCCAAUUUCCAGUGGGAGAUGGAGCCAAGGACAUUCCAGAGCCCUUUGACGCCUAGGUUCCAUCUCCUUCACACUGAGCUUCUUUGCAGUGGGUGUCUACUGUUUGAGAAGGGCUCAUAUUCUAGGACUGUCCCAAAGCUCAGAGCUGAGGGACCUGGCCCCUGGAUUUCACAGGGCCCCAAAGCUCAGAGCUGAGCCCAGAGAUGUCUGGGACCCUGACUUUAGACAAAACAAUGCCAACCACAAAAAGACUCUGGAACCAUUGCCUCCAAUUCCAAGCGGAGAGCUGGAUUUAAAGACGCCCCCAAACCCCAGAGCUGGGACUGUGGACGCACUGUGGGUCCUUGCCAUUCAUUAGCGCUUCCCGGGAAUGGUCACCUCUGGUUCCAGGGGAGACCAGUUCAAGCACACCUCCAAAGCCCAGCAUCCAGGAUACUGGAUGCUCGGGUUCUGACUCCAUACAGAGCUUCCCCAGAACAAUUGACCUCUGAGUCCGAUGGGUCCAGGGGUGAAUCCCAAAGCUGGGCACCGUGCUUUUGGAUAAAGCUUUCUGAAACAGCCAACACUCUCUCCCCUGGGGUUGGGAGUGUGUGUGUGUAAUGUGAUGGUUUUCAGGUCAGCAUUGAAGCCCUCAGUUCCUGGGUCCUGCCCUUCCUCAGGAGCUUCCUUGGGGGGGAGGGGAAAGGGGGGAAAUGGGAGACAUUCAAGGAAGACCUCCCCAUAGGCACCCUGGGCUCCCACCCUUCAAGUCUUUCCCCAAAUCCAAGGGGAUAUGGGGUCGAUGCUAGCAGAGCACUGGUCUUAUCUGGUGGGGGCCUCCACCCAAUCUAGCACUCUAGGAACAGUCAGCUCACAAUCUGGGGGGAAAGAUGUGGAUGGAGCCAUAGAUUUCCCUUGCCGGGGCCCUCAAUGCUUUGGUGGGGAGGGGUACUUUUCAAGCCUGUGACUCCCCCACCCCCACAGGGGGUCAUAGUUAGUCCCCUUCCCCCACUUCUAGUGCUUGGCUUUGCUGCUGCUUGUAACAGGGGGAGGGGGGAAGGGCCCCAAUCUGCCCUUUCAGAAAGAACACCUGGAUUAAGAAACUCCUUUUGGGGGGCAGGGGAUCCUCCUUCAAUAAAGCAAAGUUUGGGGUUUUUU
Messenger RNA from Trichosurus vulpecula (common brushtail), 3427 nucleotides. It is a transcript of the gene IRF2BP1, whose product is annotated as interferon regulatory factor 2 binding protein 1. The record is from RefSeq and is a predicted model, not a curated record. Gene Ontology annotation, biological process: regulation of transcription by RNA polymerase II. Gene Ontology annotation, molecular function: transcription corepressor activity. The transcript has a single exon. Bases 183 to 1937 code for a protein of 584 amino acids. Gene Ontology annotation, cellular component: nucleus. NCBI's taxonomy places the organism in Eukaryota, Metazoa, Chordata, Mammalia, Diprotodontia, Phalangeridae.